AGCUUUUACCCAUAGUCCCUGAACAUGUUGAAACAAGAGAACUUACGCACCCAGCAAUGCCUGGUUUACCUCAGGGUCAGCUGCUGCUUUGGGUUGAUUUAUUUCCUGCCAACAUAUCACCACUACCUUCAGCUGUUAACAUUACUCCUCGUCAGCCUCAAAAAUACAUACUGCGGGUUGUUAUAUACAAUGUAUUUGAAGCUCCUUUACAAGAAACAAGCUUUGUAGCCAAAGAAAAGAUGAGUGACGUGUAUGUGAAGGGAUGCUUCAAGGAACCAGCAAUGUUCAGAAAACAGACAUUCAUUACAGGUGUAUGGAUGGAGAAGCAAAUUUCAAUUGGCGACUUGUUUAUCAUUUGGAGAUGAUAGAAGCAGAACAAGUAAUGGUAGUUGAACAUAAAGAACAUGCAUGGAGUCUGAAGUCAACACAGCAACGCAGACCACCACAGCUUACCCUCCAGCUCUGGGACAAUGACCUUAUUAUGAGAGACGAUUAUCUCAGUGAGAUGACACUCGAUUUGUGUAACUUGCCCAAACCAGCCAAAACUCUAAAGGGGGUUGGCCCUGAUCAAGUACCUCAGAUGAUGGGUAAUGGAGAUAUAAACAGCGUUACUAUAAAUAUUCUGGACGAUUACAGAACCACUGUCAACCUUUUUGAAGCAAAGAGAGUGUAUGGAUAUUUUCCAUUUACAAGUGUUGUCGAUGGAAUCACUGAAAUAGCUGGGAAAAUUGAAAUGGAAAUGGAAGUUCUAACUGAGGAAGAAGCUAAAGAACGUCCUGCAGGGCAAGGAAGAGAUGAGCCAAACCUUAAUCCCAAGUUACCAGACCCAGAGUGAGUAUGAAUUUAUGCAAGUAUACUAAAUUAAUUU
Macrobrachium nipponense is the source of this 868-nucleotide messenger RNA. Its product is annotated as myoferlin-like. The coding region runs from base 263 to 835 and encodes 190 amino acids. The record is from RefSeq and is a predicted model, not a curated record. Gene Ontology annotation, biological process: membrane fusion; plasma membrane organization. NCBI's taxonomy places the organism in Eukaryota, Metazoa, Arthropoda, Malacostraca, Decapoda, Palaemonidae. The transcript has 5 exons.